AUGCCGGGAGCCUUGUUUCGGAACGGCUCGAGAAAUAAUAUAUUCGGGAAUACGGAAAAGCGUUAUGUAGUGACCGAUGCAAAUGGCGGUAUUGUAUGGAAAGUAUAUAUACUCGAGGAUGCCACCGGCGAACCCUUAGAAGAUAAUUGUAAAAAUUUCGAGCGAGAGGCUUCGCAUCAUAAAAGACUAUCGAAAACCCCGCAUCCAAAUAUACGCACUAUACGACCUGAAGGGGUGAAGGAAUUUCGUUGGGAGGAAGAUGGAUGGAAGUAUGGUAUUCUGAUAUUUGACUACCUCCCGCAUGUACUUGAUGAAGUCAUCGCGAACGAAGCUCUAAAUUAUACGUCCGAUGACGUGAUCACGGCGGCUUUUCAACUUGCCGAAGGAAUUUAUCAUCUUCACUAUAAUAUGGGAAUCACUCACCGGGACAUUAAACCUGCUAAUGUCUUUCUCGACAACGACGGGAUUCUCAAACUUUCUGACUUUGAUAUAUCGCUAAAUGGUCUUUGCGGAUCCUUGCCGGAUGUUUGGGGAACUCCGCGCUACAUGUAUCCUGAGCAAAUCGUCAAAAAAGAGUACGAUUGCCGAGAUGAUCUUUGGUCGAUGGGAGUCGUGCUGCGUUGCUUCGCCGGUUUGGGGAAAGCAAAUUUAUCUGGAUUUUAUGAACAACGGCAAUUUGAGGUACCCCCUCUAUUAGGCGCGGAUCCGCUUGGUCAAGUUAUAGCCCGCUGUUGUCCUGUCCCAAUUGGUGAAGCUCAUCGAAUAACCGCCAGGGCGCUGGAAGAAAUGUCUUUGCACGAGAUUCCCGAGCACAAGCCAAAAUUCGAGAUUUUCCCGGUCGACCCGCCGGCUUUUCAGCCACCCAUUGGGCUAGAAGAAGUGCAGAUUGAGGAAACACCAAUUUAUGAAGCUUUUCGAAAUAACGGGAAACAACUGAUAAAUCAGGCACAGGAGGCCACAUUUCGAUCUUCCGCAGGAUUUGAAGUCACGCAUCCAGACAUGAGUACGGGCAGCGAAAGCUCCGGCUCGCGCUCCGCUAUUCAAAGUAAGAAGCUCGACGCAGAUCCAGAGCGCCCGGGCACCAGUCGAGAGACA
Molecule: messenger RNA, 1095 nt
Organism: Mesorhabditis spiculigera
Lineage: Eukaryota; Metazoa; Nematoda; Chromadorea; Rhabditida; Rhabditidae
Source: the annotation of a GenBank genome assembly